Molecule: messenger RNA, 17034 nt
Organism: Cinara cedri
Lineage: Eukaryota; Metazoa; Arthropoda; Insecta; Hemiptera; Aphididae
Source: the annotation of a GenBank genome assembly
UAUCGCGAAGAGAGAUUCCGUCAAACAAGUGAAAGUACUCAUCAACGAGUUUUCUAUUGGUCCCUUUCACAGCUAUUCAUUUUGUUGAUUAUGGGUUUUUGGCAAAUACGGCAUUUGAAAAGUUUCUUUGAAGCUAAAAAACUUGUCUAAGUUAAUAAUUUUGUAUUUCUACAAAAAUACGAAAUCAUCCUGAAAUGUAUUUUUUUUUUUAUAUACAUUUUGUACAUACAAAAAUAUUGUAUUCAUUAUGAUUAAUGUGGUUAAUUUGAAUAUAUAAAAGAAUAAUCUGUUGAAUUUAGUUUUUUUUUGCUAUCAAUUUUAAUAAAUUAAAUGUAAAAUUUAUUUUUCUACAAGGAACAACAUUUUAGAAUUGUUCAUUUGCAAAUUAAUAACUAUUUUAAUAAUAAUAAUAAAAACAAUUCAUAAAUAUAAUAUCAUACAUAUUAUUUACUAUAUAUUUAAAAAAGUUUAUAUAUAUUUUUUCAUUUCACGUAUACAAAACUUAAUAUUUUUAAGAAAAAUAAUAAUAAUGAAAUAUACAUUGAAUUAAGACAACAAGGGAUGGGGGCAAUGUUGGCACAUAUGGCUAAAAAAAAUCAACAAAAAAUAAAUAUAUGAUAAUGUAAUAUAAUAUGUACAGAAAAGUCAAUCAGCUGACAUAGAAGAUAAACUACUCCGGGUAGAGCUUCUGUGAUGAUAUGAAUGGUGGUUAGAAGGCGGGCUAAUAUUUAUUGGCAACAUAUUAGUUGGAGGCCCAAAUAUAGCUUCUUGUUCUUCUAACUGUAUAGCAAACUGCUCUUCUAGUUUCUGUAAAACAUAUUUUAAUAUUUUAUAUUAUUCAACGCUAAAUCUCUUUGGUUAGGUUAGGUUAAGUUGGAACAGGUACAUAAAUUAAGAAAUUUAACAUCAAAUUAUAUUGAAUUGAAAAUGAUAUGCUAAAUGUGAAUAAAAUUGAAUAACUUAUAGUUCAUUGAUAAUAAUAUAUGUAUUAAUUUAAAAUAGAUUUCAAAAAAUUAAUAUACAGUGUUACUUACAUAAGGUAUUUAUUGUAGCAGCACUCAGGAAUAAGCAAGGACAAAAGGAAGCAAAAUAAUAAAUAAAUUAAGCGUGAUUUCAUUAAAUUGAUGGUGUUAUUUACAUGGGUUUUAAUAAUUUUGUAAUUUAGAUAGAUACAAAAUAUCAUAAACCUUAAUAUUUAGUAAUUAUGUUAGUUUUUUGUCUAAAAAUAAAUUAUAAAAUUAUAUAAUACAAAAAAAUAUAUAUAUAUAUAUAUAUUACGAAGCUUGAAAAUUACUACAUUAACCAUUCAAAUAAGCAUAUAAACAAAGUGCAGGAAAAUAUUAAAAAAAAUAAAUGCAAUAAUGUGUUUAUAAUGUAUAAGGUGUGUAUUUUGAAUUUUAAGCAAAGUUUUGUUCCUUGUCAUGCUUAUAAGAUAAUAAUUAUUUUCUACUUUUAAUACAGUAUACUUUCAUAAUUUACCAGUUGCAACUUUAAGGUAAAAUAAUAAUUGACAAAAAUUGAAAUAGCGUAUUUCAUGGCACAUUUUAGAUCUAGUUUAAAAUCCAAACUUUUGGUGGUAACAUUAUUAUUGUAUGAUACACUUAAAAAGUUAAAAAUAUCUAAAUAUUUAAGUAACAAACAUGAAAAAUAAUAUAUAAGUUUUACUAGACUUUAAGCACUGAAUAAUUUAUAACUAUAGUGAACUAAAAAACAAUAAUUAAUAACUCAAAUGUUUUAAAUACUACAGGGCAGUUUUUUUUUAAAUUUUUAAGUAACAACUGGCAAAUUAUCUGAUAUAAUAUGAAUUGAAUAUUAAAUAAGAUAUAAAUAAUAUAUAUUUACAAAAUAUAAUGUUAAAAAUUAAUUAUUCAAGAUAAAAACAAUAAACAUUGAUAAAAAUUAUAAAUAUAUUUAAAAUAAAAUGUAGGUAGUAUAUUUUUGUUACUUUAAUUUAAAUAUAGAUAUGACGCAUAUUUAGUUGUCAUACAAUUAUUAAAUUUUAAUAUGCUAUUCUAAAUAUGCGAAAAAUACGUAAUUCGCAAAAAAAUUUUUACCAAAAGAUUAAAUAUGUGAUUUGUGAACUGGUAUUUAUUAAAACAAUUACAUUGUUUGAUAAAAUUGAAUUUUAAUAAAAAAAUUACUUAAUUAAUAAACCAAAUUAGGAACCGGAAUACACUAUCUAAUAACCAAAUGGUGACAUGUAAACCAUUUGGAAUAGUACUAAACUUUUGUUCAAAUGCCACCGUUUAGUUCAUUCAGUAUACAAAAAUAUUACAUUGUGGAUUGGUUUGAAUGAUUAGGAUAAUUAUUGGCACAUCGCCUAGGGAGAAAUCCAGAGCCAGGAGAACGAAAAGAAGUACUGGAUAAUCUAGGAGAAGAAGCAAGUGAUGAAAACGAAUAUUCGCGUCUGAGCAAUGUGUUUCCAGGAGACGGAGGCAAUGAAUAGCGACUGUUCCACGAAUUCCCUUUAGCUUGCCUCGCCAACUCCAUCUCAAGGUUCUGACAAAAAAUAUAAACUAUUGGUGGAUGUUUAAAUGUAGACAUCACACUACCCUUUUUCUACAAUGGGUUAGAAAUUAAUUAUUUAAUACAUAUUAUGUACAAGUGUUAACAACUAUUCAAUCAAAUUCCACGUAUUAUAUUUAGAACUUUUGAAAUUUAAAUUAACUACUAAUAACUACAGUAGCAAAUAACUAAUUAGAUAAGAUAAGUCAAACUCAAAUAAAAUUGUUAUAAAAAACAUAAUAUAAUACAUUCAAAAAUUACCUGUUUCCUAGGUUUUAAGUGAGCUUUCCAUUCCCUUAACUCACGAGCAUAUAACUCUUCUUGCUCUUUUAGUUUAGUUGUUUCAUGCUCCAUUAACAUUUUACCUAAAAUUAAAGACUCAUGUUAUUUCAACUAAUAUUUGAAAAUGUAACAAAUAAAUGAUAGCAGUACGUUUUUCAUUUUGAAGCUGCUCGAGCUCCCUUAUAGUGGUAUCAUUUGCAAUUCUUAACUCUUCAAGUUGUCGCUGCUGUUUCAUUUCAAAAGCAAGUGUCUCAGCACGAUAUCUUUUCUUUUCAUUUUCUUGGAAUUUCUUAAGUCGAUUACGUUCAUAUUCUGGAUCUGGAUUUGGAUUGGUCGCCAUACUUAUUCGAACAGAUUCACGAAACAUCAUUUCACGGGCUUUCAUUUCAGAACGAAUGCGUUUAGGUAAUGAUCGUUUUUCAACUCCUUGACGUUUUUGCAUUUCUUCAUCUUUACGUAUAUUCAUACGUUUCAUUUGUUCUAACUCUUUUUCAUGUCUUAUUAACAUCUAUAAUUUAAUAUGUUUACACAUUUAACAAACAAUUGAAAAUAACAUUAAUUUUUAAUUUUACUUGAUGUCUCUGCAAAAAAAAACCAUCUUUAAGCUGUCUUUUGGCCAAUUGCUGUUUUUCAUGAAUUUGUCGUUCUUCCAUUUCCCAAAGAGCAGCUUCUCUAGCUCGCAUUAACUAAAAAAUGUGUAAUCUGGGUUUACAUAGAGAUCAAUAAAAAAAGAUUUAUUUUAUACCAUUACAAUUAACAAAUUGUUUUAAGAUUAUAAUUUGAUUAAUGUCUAAAAAAUUGAAAAAAUAGUUCAAUUUUUAAUUCUAAUUGUUAAAUAUCUAUAAUAAAAAAACCUAGAAUUCUUAACACUUUUUUACCUGUUGUUUCUGUUGUAAAUAUUGUCGUUCCAUAAGUGCAAUUUUCUCCUGAUGAGCAUCACUCAGUCUACUCAAGGAACUUUCAUGAUUUUCAUUUAGUUUCUCAAGGAAUAAUUUUUCUCUCUCCUCGUGUUCAGUCUCUAACUUCUCUUUUUUAUCUUUAAACAAGUUUUUCCGCCUUUCUUUAGGCUUUAGGUCAAUUUCCUGUUUUAAUAACCUUAAUUCUUGUUUUAAUCCUUCCCUAAAUUCUUUUAAUUCACGCUCCUAUAAAUAAUAAAAAUAAAUCACACAAAGAAAACUUUUUAUAAUUAAAUUAUUUACUUGUUCUAAACGAAUUUUUUUUGAUGUCAUUCUUAAAUCAGCUUCCUGCUGAGUCUCAGCUCGUUCAACAGCUUGCCGUUGUUGCUUAACCAUUGCAUCUAAAUCUGCUUCAUACUGUUUAAUUAAUGUCAUUCUUUCUUGCUCAAACUUUUUAUCUUGUUGUUCUUUAGAUAAAGUGGCCUUAAAUGAUAAAUCUUGAAACUGUUUCUGUUCUUGUUUUUGUAACAUUUUAAGUUCUCUAAGUUCUUGUUUUCUAAAUAUCUGAUCAUUGUAGCCAUGACUGGAAUCUUCAUCACCAUAUAUUACUUUACUGGUUGUUGUAGUCACAACUACACCAUCUACUUCAAAUUUUCUUGUUCGCUUUCUAGUUUUUUUUUUCAUAUUUCUUAUUUCUAGCUCUUCUUUGCUUAUGUUUCGACUAGUUCUUUUCAUUUCCUAAAAAUGUUAAAAAAAAAACAAUCAAAUAUAAACUAUUAUAUUUUAGGAAGCUAUUUCUAUACACAUAUAUAUAUUUUAAAAAAAACAAUAAGAGUGAGUAUUUUAUCCUUUUUAAAUUUAUAUUUUAUGAUACCCUAAAUGUUUUUUUUCCAAACGUUUUUCCUUAAAUUUAAAAAAAUAAUUUUCAGUUAGUCAUAGUCAAUAGUGCUGAAGGGUAUGCCACUACUGUAGGAAUUAAGUUAAGAAGAUCGAUAUUUAAAUUUAAAUCUGUAUGCACAAUGAUAAAUGAUUCUGAAACAAAUUUAGGUUAAACAUGGUCAUUUUGAAGAUUUCCAUUAAAAUUCCAAUUGUAAAAAGCAUAAACAAAUUGUUGCUCUUAACCUUUUUUUACAACUAGGUGAGUACAACUUAUAAUGAACUAAGUGUUAAAUUUCUUUUGUCUCUAAACCUAUUUGUGAGAUUUGUAUACUUAAUUAAUUAUAUGAUUGAUUUUAAAUUUAAAAAUAGCAGUACUUCCUAAUAUCAUACAAUGUAUAUUUGUAUUACUUAUUAUUCCCGACACAUACCUUAUUUAUUUAUAUACAUAUAUAAUGGGAAUUCGUAACAUAUAUAUAUAUAUAUGAAUUAAAUAAAUUUAAAUUACAACUUUGUUGAAUUUUAAGUGAAUAUAUUUUCUUACUCUGCUAUAUUCUGGUUUUUUACGUAUAACAACAAUUUCAUCUUCAUAUUCUCUAGGAGGCAAAUUAUUUUCUUUAUUACUACUACGACUAUCAUGACUAAUUGUUGUUGAAACACUUUCGGCAUCUGAUCUAUCAAAUGUACGUGUACUAGCAGCUGAUGGUGGAGUUCGUUGACCACCACUACUAUAUGCUGAUCCACUAUCUGAAUGUGAAUGAGAGGUGGAUCGUGUUGGAGAAACAUGAUGUUUAUUAUUAACUAUAAUUCCAUCAGAUGAAUGUUUAGACUAGAAAAAAAAAAAUACAUUAUAACUAUUUUCAUAUGUGACAUAUGUAAAUAUUUGUAAAAUCACCAAUUUAUGUACAUUUGUCGAAUUGUUAACGACAAUAUAUACUUCUGUAGGGUCGUUUGGUUUGACCACAGUAGCACGUCCAUUCAUCUUCAUUUUAUUUGAUUCUGAUGCUGUAUUCACAGGUACACGUACAAGUUUAGCACUUUCAGUGUCUUCUAUAUUGUUCCAUGAACCUAUUUCUUUAACAGAAGAUUCAUCACCUACAGUAAUAACAGAUACAUGGCUGGCAUCUAGUUCUUCCUCAUCAGCAUGUGAUGAAUUUAUCACAACAACCUCAUCUUUUGCUUCAAUCUUAAACAAAUGUAUAUCAAUAGUCUUAAAACUAUAAUAUAAUUAUUUAAACUUAUACUAUAUACCUGUGAUUUCGUGUUGGUAUCAGCAACUAUUAUCACUUGAGUAUGAAGUCCUGGUGGAUGUGUUUGAAGAACAGGUGGAUGUGUUGUAGUAACAACAGUAACUUUUGAAUCAAUUGCAGUCAAAGAUCCUACUCUUACCAAAGUUCCUCCAUUAAUUAAAUUUUCAUUUUGUUCAACUAUUAAACAAUAUUCUUAUUAAGAAAUGUAUUAUACUAAAUUAAGAAAUUACUUUAAAUUUUAUUAAAAUUUAAUAUAACAUAAUAAUGUAAUUUAAUAACAAUUCUUACUAUUAUCUUUAUUUUCUAUUUGAUCAGUCUCAUCAUCUUGAUUGUUUUGAAGUCUUCCAGUUAGUUCAUUUAUAACAGCAGUAGGCAUUUUUCCUUUAUUUUUUUCAAUAUUCUGAUUCAUUUGUAAAACUUUAUCUAAUGAAGGAGGAGAAGGUCUUCUUUGAUUACGAUUAGAAGCAGAUGAACUUCUUCUCCUAGUUUUCAUUUGAGAAUCGUCUAUUGAAUUUUCAAUGGGGCCAUUAAUACUAGCAGCUACUGAUAAAGGUCUAGGAUUAGGAAGCACAUCAUGUUUGCGUAACUGCAAAGAUUGAAUAACUACAGAAUUGUUCUCAUCGUUAAUAUCAAAGGACUGUUUUUCUGUUUCAGAAUUAUUGUUAAUAGAAUCAUUAAUCUCUGAAUAUUUAUUUUCCUUUGAUAUUGAUAUUUCAAGUUCUAUGGGAUCAGUUACUAAUUGUGUUUCUUUUUCUUGGUUUUCCUGGACUUUCAAUAUUAACGGACAAUUUGGAGGCUCUUCAUUUAAAACUGAUUUAAUAACUGAAGGUGGUAGAGGUGCUGGACCUUUGUGUUCAGAAUGUUUCUUAACUACCUAUAAAGUUCAAAAAUACAUUUUAUUAAAUGCCUUAAGUUAUAACUAAUAAUUAAAAGUACAAAAAUAAAGAAUAGCAAACAAUUUAUAUAAUUAUACAUAGUAAUACAUAUAUACAUAAGAAAUUGCUGCAAUAAAUAAAAGUAAACCAAAUUUAUUGUAUAUUACAUGAGCAAAAAUUUGAUCAAAAAUUUCAAUUCCUCAUCUAUUAUUUAUUAAGUGGAAUGAAGAUGCAAACAAAAAUUUAAUAAACUAUUCUGAUGAAUGAAAAAGGAUUGCUAUCUAUCUAAAAUAUUACCCUUCUAUUAAAGAAAUAAUUAUUACAAAGAAAGUACAAUUAACUCUCAAUAUAACAAAUUUCAAGAGACCGAGAAAUUAGUUUGAAAUACCAAAAGUUUGUUGUACCAAAAGCAUAAACCAACAAAGUAUAUAUUAGGUACAUAUGUAUAAAAUAAAUAAGUCAGUAGUAAUAAUUAUAUAUGUAAUGACAUAUUACUACACACAUAUAACAGUAUAGCAAAGCAUAUUUCUGUACACUUUUUCUUAGACCCAUAAUACAUUUUUAUUGACAUUUUAUCUUAUCAUACUAAUAGCGAUAAUGUACUAUGAUAUGAAUGCUAAAAAAAGGACAUAAUAGGAAGCUAAUUAUUUUUCGUUGAGUCGUUUUACACUACAGAUGUAAAUCAAAUCUUACUAAAAAUUAAAUAUUUGUAAGAUCAAGUUCCAAAAUUGUAAAAAUUUGUUGCAUCGCAACUUUAGCUAAAAAUGUUUGUUAUAUCAAGGAGACUAAAAUAUAUUAAUUUUUCGAAAAAAUCAAGAGAUUUUCAAGGGAAUGAGUUUCAUUUGUUAUAUUGUGAGUUAGCUAUAAUAUAUUUUAAUUCAGAUAAAAUAUUAGAUAACAUACAUUUUUCUUAGAUAAAAGUUCUUUUGAAGAUAAAACAGGUUCGGAUUCACUAACUUCUGGUUUUUCAUCCGUUUUGAUUUUUUUAUUUUCUAAGGUUUCUUCAUCCAUCUCACGUUUUUUUGGUGUUUCUGGUUUUUCUUCAGCUAAAUCUACUUAAACAUAAAUAUAUUAAGUUGAUAAAAUUGUAUAUUUCAAAAAUUAAAAUAAAUACACAAUUAUUAUCUCUGUACAGUGUAAUCAAUAUAACAUAAGAUACACAUUAUCUUAAAAUUCAUUAACUUUCUUCUGAAUUUUUUUUGAAAAAAUUUAAGAAAUAAGCAGCUUUAAAGUUACAAAUUACCUUAAAUUCAAGAAUGAAACCCUCAAUUACCGCAUUUUAAUUUUCUAAUGGCAACCUAUACUGAAAAUCGCAAAAAUAGUGAAAUUUUGGAGUUGGCAUUUUUAAUUAUUGUCAAUCCAUUAUAGUCAACUUGUAUUAUAUUUAAGUUUGUCAUUUAGUAGGUAAGAAAAUAGCAGUAGUUAAGCAUCAUUUAUGUGGUGACGUAGCAUGCAGAGUAUGAAUAGUGUUUCACUAAUUUCUUCCUACCCACAAAAUGACAAAAUUAAAAGUAGAGAUAUCUCUACAAAGGUUAAACAAAAAUUUAAAAAUUUUUAACAUCAAAAUGUAUUUAAAAUAAUACAUCUAUUUAUGGAAUUUGUAAUAUAAGUUGCUAUUUGAAACAAAAGGGUGACAAAACUUAAAGAUGUAAGAUGUAAUACUUUAGUUGUUUUUCUAAAAUAUUAAAAAAAAAAAAUGUUUAUGAAAAGUCCAAGAUAAUGAGCAUCUUAAGUAUUAUAUUUAAUACACUUUACUAAAGUGUGAGAUUUAGUUUUGUUAUGAGCAUAUCCCUUUUAAAUGUUUACCUUUAGUUUCAGGUUCACUCUUUAGAGAUACAGUGUCAUCUUCGACUGCAUCCAAGUCCAGGGGAGGUAACUGAGUAGAUUGAGGCGAUUCCUAUAAAGCAAAAAGUUAAAUAAAAAUAGAUUAUCAAAAUUAAUAUUGACAUCUUCUAUUACUAAUAUUCAGAACAGAGCCAUCCCUAAGGCAGGCAAAUGGGACCUUUCCUUGAGUCCAGUGCUUUAACCAUGGUUGGUAUGCACUGCACUCUUAUAAAUACAAAAAAAAAAAAAGAUACUUGCAAUAAUUAAGGGCUUCUCAAUCAACGCUUUAUAAUUUUACCACCAUUUAACACGCUGAAAAUAUUAUUCUUUAGGACGGCCCUGUUUGUAUUACUACAUUAAUAUUUUGUACAAGAAAAUUAUGUUUUACAUAUUGAACAUGCUAAAACAAAAAUAUAAGUGGAAUGUGCACACAGGGAUUAGAAUAACUUACCACCACCAACUCUUUGAUAUUGGUCUCUGUAUUUUCUGUACUUCCUAUCACGUGUAGACUACGUAAGUAAGCAUGGAAAUAAAUGUGAAUAAUGUGUCAGUGUACAUUUAGAUUAAUGUGUACACAGGAAAUCCAAUUUAAGGAAAUGUAUAUACACAAUUGUAUAGUAAAUAAAUUAGAUGAUAGUGCUUGAUCGUUCAGCUAAAUAUAUUAAUAAAUAAUUGUUUACCUCUGAUUCUUCAUCUACAACUUCUUCUUCAACAACCUCUGCCUUAUACUCGAGUAAUAAAUCUCUUAUUGGCUUUGAAUCUAUACUUCCAUUAACAAAUGGAUGCUGAAAAUAAAAUUUGAAAUUAAAUAUUUGUAUAAAUAUAUAUAUUAACAUGGAUCAAAUUUAUACAGGCCAGUGUUAAAAUGUCCUGUAUUUUAAAGAAUCUUUCUAUAUUUUAUCUUAAUAUCCUGGGUAAAAAAAAACCUAAAUGUUCUGUAUUUUAUACAAAUAUCCUUUAUAAUGCUCAAAUAAUCAUAUAUAUUUUUGUUUUGUAGUCUUGAAUGGAUAAAACUAAUAACCUGAUUUAAUGUUAUCUAAUGGUUUUACCAUAUGGUAAAAGCAAAAUCAAAACAAUCACAAUCGGCUCUUGAAAAAGGAGAUACUACAAAACGAAUCCUAUUAAAAAAUUAUAUCAAAACUUAAAAACCUUCAACUGCCCAAGUUACAAAAGUUGAGAAAAAAAACCUUAAUUCAAGUACUUCAGCAAAAGUAGCAAUUUAGCAUACUAUGAUUAAUUCUUAAAAUAUUAAAAAUGCAUAACUAAUUUAAAUUUUAUUUAUUUAUGCAUAAUGUGUAUUAUUUUACAUUGUAAAGACAUAAUUUUUAACUGUUUGUAUUAGUUUAUUAGUUAUGUUUAUUAAUAAUAACUUGAGUUGAGUCAAUGACCAUUAAAUGUUAAUGUAAUGUAAUGUAACGUUAAUGUAAAUUGUACAAAUGGUCUGUACUUUUAUAAUUAAAAUCUGAUGAGGCAGAUUUAUGGACAAAUUAAAAAUGAAUACGGCCUUUUUUUUAUUUAACAAUAAUAAUUUUGCUAAGAAUUUGGAUUCAUUAAUUCACUUAUUGCCAUGCCAAAAAGUACUAAAAAUUGUAGCAAAAGGAGGUAGGCAAUGGUUUUUCAGUUUUUUCAAUUAUUUUAAAAACUACAACAUUUACGCAAAAAAUUUAAAACUAUUAAUUGUAGAAAAAUAAUUUUAUCUAUUCCAUUAUUUCAUAUAAAAAAUAUUUGAAUGUAUGAAAAAUUAAUUCUUUUUAAUUUUAUUUUAAAAAAAUUAGGUUAAAGAUUAAAUUAAAUUACCUAAAUAAAGUUAUAACUUUGUAAGUAUUGAGUAAAAUUUACAUUGAAUCAAAAACUAUGCUUAAUUUUUAAUUUAAAAAAUUUACAACCACCUUGUGUUAAUAUUUAACCUUUUUUUGCCAUGAGAAAGGAGUAAGUUAUCAUGGCCAAAUUUUCACAAAACUAUUUUUUCUUAUCAUCUAGAAAAAUGGGAAGGAGUGCACGUUUUGACUUUCUCAGGUUAGUUUAUUAGACCACCCUUCUUCUCCUGUUUUUAUCCCAAUUAUCAAAGGUCGGCCAACCUAAUAUAUGAUAUAUAAUUAUACAUACAUAUAAUAGGAUCAUAUAUUCGGAAAUUAGGAACUCUCGUCAUAUGCUAUAUAUUUAUGAAAGUCGAUGUGUUAUUUAUGUCUUCGGCGAUAAAUUUUGGAUCGGACAUUGAUGGUGUGCUCUUAUAUUGUAGGUAUAAUUAUGUAUAUGUUACAGGUCAAACCAGAUUUCAGAUGUAACUAGUUUAUCUUUUAAACCAGCCUUUACAACAUUGAUAUAUACAUAUAUAUAUAUAAAUAUUUUACCAACCAAUAAUAGUCUAUACACCAUUAAAUCUAAUCCAUUCAGUUUAUUUUUUUUUUUUUUGUUCACAAGUUAAAAGAAUCAAGUCAAAUGCUUUAAAAUAAAAAGUUUUCAGACAUAACCCCUUCCCAAAAGAGAUAGAGUUGUGGGUGUGUUAGAUACGUUUUCAGUAUAGAUAGCAUACAACGAAAGUUUAUGGUGAUCACAAAUUAAUAAAUGAAAAAUAACUAACUUUAAGGAGAUCGUCUGCUGUUGGCCUUUGAGCUGGAUCUUUAAUAAGUGCUUGUGUUAUGAAGUCAUUAAAAUGCUUAGACCAUUUAGAUGGUUGUUCUAAUUUAGGAGGAUCAGAUUUUUGUAUUUUAAGCAGCACACGCAUUGGAGACAUUUCAUGAUUAGGAGGUUCCAUUUGUGCUAAUUCUAUAAGGGUUAUGCCUAAAGACCAAAUAUCUACUUUAAAAUCAUAAGGGUUAUCACGAAAUGUUUCACACAAAACUACUUCCGGAGCCAUCCAAUAUGGUGUACCAAUAAAAGUAUCAUGUUUUUGUAGGGUUUGUUUAUUUUUAGCAGAAACUCCAAAAUCAGCUGCAAAAUAAAUUUAAAAAAAUUAAAAUAUUUUGUUUGUUUUCAUUGUAUUUUAGAAAACUAACCAAUUUUAACACCAGCACUAGUUGUUAAAAGUACAUUUCCAGCUUUAAGAUCUCGAUGAAUAACUUUACAUUUAUGAAGAAAUGAUAAUCCUUCACACAUAUACUUGCAAACAUAGGCUAUUUGUUCCUCAAUUAAUGCUCGAUCCAGCUCAACCAUGAUUGAAUCUAAAGCCCCUCCAUCACAAUACUCAAUUAGCAUCUAUAAAAAUGUAUACAAGUUAAGAAAAUCAAAAAAAAUAAUAAUUGUUAUUUGAUAAUAAUUUACCCAAAGUUUGGAAUUAACAAAAAAUGCUUCAUGUAAUUGGACUAUAUUUGGGUGUUUACAUUCAGCUAAAAUAUCAAUUUCAAUCAUAAAAUCAGCUAAAUCAUCUUCACCCUCUAAAAUACACAUUUUAGCAGCAGCCAACUGUCCAGUUUCUCGAUGCUGAGCCUAAAUAAACAUUUUUAUAUAAGAAAAAAAAACCAAUUUGUUAUGUUAGAAUUAACAUUAUAAUUAUUUAACAUUAAAAUAAAAAAUUAUGUAAGAAUUAUAAUUAAAAAUAACUUAAUAAUUUUCAUCUAAUACAAUUUUAAAUAAACAUACUAUUUUCCCUUAUACAUAAAUACUUAUACCUUAUUUCAUUACCUUAUAAACUUUACCAAAAGCUCCAUCUCCAAGUUCACCAAUCAUUUCCCAAAAAUCAUCAACAUCACAAUCCAUAUGGAUGUUAUUAAAUAUUUUUUUAUUUUUUGCUUCAUUAUUCCCUAAGUGAAGCACUUUUUUGAGGCCUUUAAUAAACGACAUUUUAUUAAUGCCUUUAAACAAGUUCUAUACUUCUAUAUCAAGGAUGAUGUACUCGUAUAGAACACAUGACCAAACAGUUUUUAAAUGCUCCAUUAUUAAAAUGAUACACAACAAAUUUUGAGUAACCUGUAAAAAUAAGGAUGUAUGAAUUAUAAAUAUACAUAUUUACUUUAAAGGCAGUUGAAAAAAAGAAUAUUAAUGGUAACUUCAUCAAUUGAUGGAUACAAUAUUUGACAAUUUCCUUACAAAUAUUAAAAUAACAUUUUUAGUUCAAGUUUAACAUAAAGUUUAUUUACCAUUUAAGGAAAUUAAAAUAGUAAUGUAAUGAAUUAGUAUAAUAAAUAAUAAAUUCAUUAAUUUUACUAUUGAUAAUAAAAAUAAAUACUAAUAUAAAUAAAUACGGUAAUUCAAUACUAUUUCUGGGUUGAUUGCAUACUAUUUAAAACUAAUUUAGUAGAUAGACUAACCUAACCUAACUUAACAACGAACAUUAUUAUUUAAAGAAGACUUAAAAUAAUAAAGGGCACAGAUAAUAGAAAUACAAAAGUACACAACACCGGAUAAAACAAGUAACUAAAACAUACAUAAUAAAUAAAUAAACCAAAAGUUGGUUCAAAUUGAAAAUUCUCAUCAAUCUUCAUAAAGAGUAAAUGAUAGUAUUAUUCAUAUACUUUAGUACAAUAAUUUUUUAAUAUUAAUCAAGACCAGAUUUUUUGUCCAAUACAUAGGUUUUAGCUGGAAACAAAUCUCAAGAAAGGGUCAACAUUAAUUGUUCAAUCAAUUUAAUGACACUUUUUUCUAGUAGUUUGGCAAGAAAAGUUUGAAGAGGGCGGACCCUUGGAUAAGUGAUAUAAAUACAAUUGUGAACUGAUAUCAGAUGACUCCAACUGCAGGCUAUCAUUCUUUCUGUUUAAUUUUCACACAGUAAGAUUUUUUUUUAUUUUUAUUUUUUUAAAUUUAAAUUGUUAAAGUCAAAAAUAUUAUUUUGAAUUUUACAUUAUUGUUGUUCUUAUCAUAAUCAUAAUUAUUGCCACGAUAGUUUUUGAUAACCGGUCAGCGAAUUGUGAAGGUGAUAAGUGGCUAAUAAACCUUAUUUAUUUAACCAGUAAAUCAGAGGUCAUGGGUAAAAAAUACUAAGGCAAAAAAACCAAUAAUUUUAAAUAUAUUAAUUUAUCAUGAAAAUUUAAAAAAAUGUUUAUUUAAUAUAAUUUUUAAAAAUAUUGAAAUAUAAAAAAAUUAUGUGAAAAAUAUUUUUUUCAUGAAAAUUAAAACUUUUCAAAGUAAUAAGUGGCUGCAAUAUAUCCUCAUAUUCUUUCAUCCUUCAUCUUUAUAUGGUAGGUAUAUUUUUAAAUAUUAAAUAAAAUAUAACUAGUGGUCUAGUGGUAUAAUAUAGAGUAAAAUAAAUUUUUAUUAGGUACUGGAAAUUACCUAUGUAGACCUUUUCAUACUUUCAUACUAUUAUUUGAGCGAACCAAAUUUAGUCUGUCAAAAUUCACUUAAAUUUCGAAGUAUUAUAACAUAAACUAUAGUAAGAAAUCAUUUUUUUAUAAUAAUCAGUUAUUAUAUUUAAAAUUUUAAAAUUGUUGUUUUUUUCCAGUAUUUGAAUCAAGAUUUGACAAAAUGGACAUAAACCAAUAUUUUUUAUCCUUCUAUUCUUAUUAUAAUUUAAAAAAAAAAAUAAGAUAGGCUAACUUGAAAAUUAAAAAAAAAAAGAUAUCUAGCCUAUCUAAAUUAAAAGUUGUUAUUAAUGAAUGGCUAUUAUUAUCAUGUGGUACCUAUCAUUAAAAAUAUAAAAUGUUAAAUACUAUUAUUGGAAACUUAAGUACCUAUAAUAUUACAAUACCUAUUACUAUUAGAUAUUUCAUGUGUUUAUGAUGCGAGUUGGUUAUAUUUUUCCAAAAUGUUUUUUAUACCUAAAUCAUUUUAAAUAUUUGUUGAUAAUUGACUCAGCUGUACUUAUAACGCUACUUAUUAAAAAGGUUAUUUAAUUACCUACAAAUAUUAUUAUUAAUGGCUGAAUAAAUAUUUAAUAACAAAUUAUCAAUGUUCAACACAACAUAUUAUGUUUAUAACAUGUUAAAUAAUAUAGUUGUAAAUUAUUUUAUUAAUAAUUAAAGUUAUGAAUAUAUUGUCUACUAUUGAUAAAAUAAAAUAACAGGAUUUUAAAAUUGGAAUAAUAAUAUAAAAAAAGAAAUAAGCACGAGAAAAGUCAGAAGUUGUAUGAAUAUUUUUAUGAAUGAAUGUGCAAAGAAUAAGGGAAAGACAAAGAACAAAAAUAUACCAGGAUAUGGGUUGGUAUGAUUAAGUCAUCUUUGAACUGCUGGGAUGUAUAGAUGAUUUGGGAAACUGAGUCAAGUAGUAAUGUGUGAUUUACAUGGUCAUUUUCAAAUAACUGGAAAAAGGGGUGAGGGAGAAGAAAAAACAAAGACAUGAGUAUAGGAACUAGGUCUCUAUCAUUUAGUACAUUGAUUCUAAAUACAAUUAAACAAUCAAUUUUGUUAAGUAAAUAUAAAUAAAAUACUAUUGAACUUUCUCAAAAUAACAAAAGUAAAGUAAAUAAAUUAUUUAACAUUAUUUUAACAUACUUAAUAACUAGGUAAUUACAAUUUAUAAGAAAUACACUAAUGUUAAGUUAAUAUUUUUAAUGAAAUGUAUGAAGCUAUUUAAUAUUAUUUUUAGGUGUAUAAAUUUUGUACUAAACAACUAUACACAGCAUACCUAUAGGUGCGUAAUGUAAAAUAUUUAUCUAACAAUAAUAAUAUUAUCAUUAGGUACUUUACUCAUCAUAAUUCGUAAUAAUUUAAUAUGAGUCAGAGGAAAUACAAUAAUUAUUAUUCACCAUUGCACUAAUAAUGCCUAAAUAAAAGUAUCAAAAAAUUUAAAAAGUUUACCUACCUACCUAAAGACUAAUAACUAUUUUACCUUGCAAUGUUACGAACUAAAAAAGUUGUAAUAAUAAACAAACAGAAAUUGUUCAUACCAGUAAUUGCAUGCAGUUUUACAUAUUAUCUAAUAAUGUACCUACUUAAUAUUAUUCAAUAAAAUAUUAAUAAAAAGAACUAUGAAUUUCUCACCUGAAAUACAAGUAUCGAGUAACAAUUACAUUUUUUAUUUAAAAUACUGCAAUGCAGACAAUCAAUGGUCAGCUCAUUCAACACAAACACAACGAGAAUACAACACACACCACUACAUGAAUGACACAAAUAUUCUUAUCUCUUACAAUUACAUUGGUCGUAAUUAAUAUUAUUAUUAUUACUAGGUAUAUUAUUAUUAUUUUAACGAUGACGAUGUAUGUACCCGAGUGGUUUAUCGCACCUAUUUAUGGGCAGUAGUUAUAGAUAACAUAAUUUUCAAACGAUUAUUAGUUAUUUUAUUGUCUAUUGAAUACGCGAAAAUUGUUAUUUGAUUAUUACGAGUGUUGUAGUCGAUUGAUUAUUGCCACUCGACGGAACGACGCGGUAGAAAUCAUCGAUAUUUAAAAAUAAAAAUCACUAAAACGUCUCUUACCACGCCUGAUGCCUGUGAAAAAUGACGUCAACAAGGUGAACGCGGCUUUUCGUAGGAUGGGUCUCUUUAGUACUGGACGUCCUUGACCAUGUUUUAUUGGAAAUUUUUGUUUAUUUUUAUGCCCCGUUUACUUUUUCCUCCCAGAUGUAUUAUAGUUAUUAACCAACACGCGCACACUCACACACACACACACGCACAUAUACAUAUACACGAUAGCGCGUCACACUACCGAUGGGCGACGGCACUAACUCUAAUAAUAUAUUUAGUAUAUUCCACCGUUCACUAUGGCCCGGGGAAGGAUUCUCAGACUCAGCCGGGACGAAACAAGAAUUGACGGAGUUACGCACAAGGGAAAAAAUUUACGGGGGACGGAGACUCGCGGGCGAUUUCAUGCGGGACCCGCCGGAAGACUUGCGACCGGAAACGUGUUACGGACAGCACCGGACAUCUCGUUGACCGGACGAGCGGCACGAACAGUAUGUAUACUGUAUAGGGAAUUUGCACGAGAGGCAGCCAGGCAGGACAGCGGGUCGCCAGUCGCGACCAGUGACAAGAAAUAUUAAAAAAUAAAAAUAAUAAAUAAAACUUUAAUGAAAAAAAAAAAACAAUAAUAAUAAUAAUAAUAAUGAAUAAUGAUAAUUAUAAUAAAUAAAAUAAUCAAAUAUGCAUGGCAGUGUGGCCAAACUGCUGGGGUGAAUAAUUGAUUUUGGCAACAUCAUAUUAUUAUCAUGUAACAUCCGUUCUUAACUUCUGUUUGUAAUAUUCGGGAAAUAACAAAAACCGUUAAUGUGAAUAAGCAAUAUGUUCUAGUACCUAUUACAAUACAAUUUUGUAGCCUUUGUUUUUUAUGUAUUUUAAUUACUAUUUUGUGCCUAUUUUAAAAUAAUUCAUUAUAUUAUUUUAAACUUAAUUAUGUUUAUCGAUAAAACAAAUUCUAUAAAAUGUUUGUAAUUCUUCGUAGCCAUUGUAAUUUUUUGAAUUUUUGAAUUUUAAUGAUAUUAGUUUGUGUUAAUAACAUAGGUUUUACCUAUCUUAAUGCUUGUAUAAAAUGGUGUUUGCAAAUUUAAUUUUUACUUAAAUACUAUUUUAAAUCUAUUGACAUACAAAAAUGGCAAUGGAAUUGUUGGACAUGAAUGAAGAUUGGAAAUUGGCUAAUAAAUUAAGAACUGAAGAUUCUGAUCAAUUUUAUACAUUAGUUCGAAUGCAUUUAUCAUUUAUUCUUGAAUCUAACAUUAAAGA